AUUAACGAACACUUGACUCUUUGUACAUAGCUCAAGAACAAAGAAUUCAAAGCACCAAAACUGAUGCUUCUUGUAGCAAAUUCAAGUCAAGCAUGGAACUUAGCACACCCAACACUGACUUUCUCCCAGAAAUGCAAAACACAAGUGGACAUUGAUCAAAUUCAUGCUCAAUUGAUAACCACAGGACUUGUAAAAAAUCCAUUUUUUACCACAAAACUUAUCUUGAAGUUAUCUUCUUCCCCUCACACACCCAUCGUUGAAUUCGCUCGGUUUCUCUUCUUUUCUGACGAUUUCUGUUGUUCAAAGCGAAAUAAAAAUGACCCAUUUCUCUGGAAUGUCAUAAUGAAGUCAUUUUCACAUGGAAAUGACCCGUAUAAGGCUUUUGAAGUUUUCUGUUUGAUGCUUGAAAAUGGGGUUUUUGUGGAUGAGUAUUCUUUAUCUAUAGUUUUGAAAGCGUGUUCAAGAAUGGGUUUUGUUAAGCGAGGAAUGCAGGUUCAUGGGUUAUUGAGGAAAAUAGGAUUUGGGUCUGAUGUGUUUUUGCAAAAUUGUUUGAUUUCCAUGUAUGUGAGGUGUGGGUUUGUUGACUAUGGCCACCACGUGUUUGAUAGAAUGUGUAUGAGAGACUCUGUUUCGUAUAAUACUAUGAUUGAUGGGUAUGUGAAAUGUGAAAUGCUUGAUGUUGCUUGUCGUUUGUUUGAUUUUAUGCCAAUAGAGAUGAGGAAUUUGGUUUCUUGGAAUGCUAUGCUGACUGGGUAUGUCAAAUUGGAUCAAGGGUUUGAUGUUGCUUGUGAACUGUUUGAUAAAAUGCCCGAAAGGGAUUUGGUUUCUUGGAAUUUGAUGCUUUAUUGUUGUGUUAAAAGUGGAAACGCUGAAAAGGCUACUGCUUUAUUUGACAUGAUACCGAAGAAGGAUGUUGUUAGCUGGGCUAUAAUGGUAGAUGGGUAUGCAAAAAUUGGUAAGAUUGAUAUUGCAAGACGUUAUUUUGAUGACAUGCCUGUAAGAGAUGUGAUUUCCUGCAAUGCUAUUAUGGCUGGGUAUGUCAAGAAUGGGCACUGCGUUGAAGCAUUAAAAGUGUUUCACGAUAUGUUAAGAGGGAGUAGUCUUGCUCCUGAUAGUACCACCACGUUGCUUGCGCUUUCUGCAGUUGCAGAGUUAGGUUAUAUUGAUGAAGGGAUUGCACUGCACUGUUGUAUAGAGGAGAAUGGGUUUCUUGUGGCUGGAAAGCUUGGUGUAGCUUUGAUAGACAUGUAUGCAAAAUGUGGCAGCGUAGAUAGUGCAAUGGGUGUGUUCAAUGACAUCCAAGAAAAAAAUGUUGAUCACUGGAAUGCUAUGAUUGGUGGUUUGGCUAUUCAUGGCUUUGGGGACGUAGCUUUCGAAUUGUUCAUGGAGAUGGAAAGACUUUCGCUAGAUAUAGAUGAUAUCACAUUUAUUGCGGUUUUGAAUGCCUGUGCUCAUUCUGGACUGGUAAAGGAAGGCAUGAUCUGUUUUGAGAUCAUGAGAAGGGCACAUCGUAUGGAACCUAAGCUCCAGCAUUAUGGAUGCAUGGUUGACAUCCUUAGUCGAGCAGGGCAUGUGGAAGAGGCCAUCAAAUUUGUCGAUGAAAUGCCAAUCCAUCCUAAUGAUGUAGUUUGGCGAACAUUGCUAAGCUCAUGUAGGAAUCAAGAAAACGUCCACAUUGGAGACCCAACGGAUAAGCAACUAGUUGGACUAAAUUCUCAUAAUUCAAGUUCCUACGUGCUUUUGUCUAACAUAUAUGCUCAAUUUGGUAAGUGGGACUAUGUUAGAAGGGUUCGAACAAUAAUGAAAGAAAAGGACCUGAAGAAAACUGUUGGCAGCAGUAGGAUUGAGCUCCAAGGAAUUGUCCAUGAGUUCUCUGUAGGAGACAAAUCCCAUGAUCAAGUUGAAGAAAUAUAUUCCACAUUACAGAUGGUUUGUGUAUAGCUGUGAGGUCUCUCCUUGUGUUCAAGGAGUUUACCUCCAUUCGCGAAUCCAAAUUUAACUAGUCAUUAGCAUCUUUUAGCUCUGGACAGGAAAAUUAUUUUAAGCUGUCCCUCUGUAAUUAGCAAAGCACCAAGAAAAACAAUCCUGCAACUUGUAAAUUUAAGUCAAUGUAUCUAAUAAGA
This is a messenger RNA of Solanum verrucosum, 2123 nucleotides long. RefSeq names its product pentatricopeptide repeat-containing protein At2g45350, chloroplastic. NCBI's taxonomy places the organism in Eukaryota, Viridiplantae, Streptophyta, Magnoliopsida, Solanales, Solanaceae. Gene Ontology annotation, molecular function: protein binding; RNA binding. The record is from RefSeq and is a predicted model, not a curated record. Gene Ontology annotation, biological process: RNA modification. The transcript has a single exon. Bases 64 to 1941 code for a protein of 625 amino acids.